AUGGCUCGUGGACCAAGGAAACAUUUAAAACGACUCAAUGCUCCAAGACAUUGGAUGUUGGAUAAACUCACGGGGACUUAUGCGCCAAGGCCAUCUCCUGGUCCUCAUAAGCUCCGUGAGUGUCUACCUCUUGUUGUAUUUUUGAGAAAUCGCCUUAAAUAUGCCCUUACCAAAAAAGAAGUCCAAAGUAUUCUGAUGCAACGUUUUGUGAAGGUUGAUGGAAAAGUUCGAACUGAUACAACAAUUACUGCGGAUGAAGCUAGAUAUAAAUUAGCUAAAGUUAAAAAGGUUCAAGUGGGUGCAAAGGGAAUACCAUUCAUUGUGACUCAUGAUGGACGCACCAUUCGUUAUCCCGAUCCUUUAAUCAAAGUUAACGAUACAGUUAAAUUAGAUUUGGAGAGUAAUAAAAUCACCGAAUUUAUUAAAUUUGAAGUCGGACAUGUGGCCAUGAUAACAGGUGGUAGAAACAUGGGAAGAGUUGGAGUCAUUACGCAUAGGGAACGGCACGUAGGUGGUUUUGAUAUUGUACACGUUAAAGACGUUCUUGAGAGACAAUUCGCUACUCGUCUUACAAACGUUUUUGUUAUUGGCGAGGGUAAUAAACCUUGGAUUUCAUUACCAAAAGGCAAGGGUGUUAAAGCGUCGUGCUCAAGCAUCGCAAUAAUAAAGAAUUGA
Messenger RNA from Funneliformis caledonium, 675 nucleotides. NCBI's taxonomy places the organism in Eukaryota, Fungi, Glomeromycota, Glomeromycetes, Glomerales, Glomeraceae. The record is from the annotation of a GenBank genome assembly.